This is a messenger RNA of Spirometra erinaceieuropaei, 516 nucleotides long. The record is from the annotation of a GenBank genome assembly. NCBI's taxonomy places the organism in Eukaryota, Metazoa, Platyhelminthes, Cestoda, Diphyllobothriidea, Diphyllobothriidae.
AUGGAUAAGGCUGAGUACUGCAAAAAACUAGGAAACCUCUUGAUGGACAAGGAAGCUUAUGUGCCAUCGACUGUCAGCGGGUUCAAAAAGCUCGUAAACCGCAUAAACAAGACGAUCGGCAACUUGCGGAAGGCGGGCGCUCUUACUAUAGGGGAAGCGCUGGCCUCAAAAGCCAGUGAUGUCGCAAUGACGCGCUUCUACGGCCUAGCAAAGGUCCACAAGCCGGGGGUGCCGCUACGCUCCAUCGUCUCCUUACGUGGUACCCCAAACUUUGGGCUGUCAAAGUGGCUGUACCAGCGACUUGCUUUCCUUACCAAGGAUCCAGAGUGGACAGUGAAGUUGGCUGAAGAGUUUUUGUCGCACAUCAAACGUCUCGAAGUGGAGGCAGAUGAGGUGAUGGUGUCUUUUGUCGUGAUCUCAUUGUUCACCUCCAUACCACCCGCGCUGGCUAUCGACACUAUUGACGGUUUUCACCAAGUGUGGAACACAUGGGGCUCGAACUCGCUACCCUGUUAG